This is a messenger RNA of Phascolarctos cinereus (koala), 708 nucleotides long. It is a transcript of the gene SNRPG, whose product is annotated as small nuclear ribonucleoprotein polypeptide G. Gene Ontology annotation, cellular component: SMN-Sm protein complex; U5 snRNP; U2 snRNP. Lineage: Eukaryota; Metazoa; Chordata; Mammalia; Diprotodontia; Phascolarctidae. The record is from RefSeq and is a predicted model, not a curated record. Gene Ontology annotation, molecular function: RNA binding. Gene Ontology annotation, biological process: mRNA splicing, via spliceosome; spliceosomal snRNP assembly.
GAGCCGAUGAUGCCAGACGUAGGGUGGCGUCAGUGGCGGCAAGGGAAGCGUGAGCAACGCCGAGGAUUGUACAGGGAGGAGGCGAAAGGCCGCAACUGAAACAAAAUGAGCAAAGCGCACCCACCCGAACUAAAAAAAUUUAUGGACAAGAAGCUAUCAUUGAAAUUAAAUGGUGGGAGGCACGUCCAAGGAAUAUUGCGGGGGUUUGAUCCAUUUAUGAAUCUUGUGAUUGAUGAAUGUGUAGAGAUGGCACCAGGUGGGCAACAGAACAAUAUUGGAAUGGUGGUAAUCCGAGGAAACAGUAUCAUUAUGUUAGAAGCCUUGGAACGAGUAUAAGGAAUGAAGCAUGGAUGAUGCUCUGGGUCUCCACUUACCCCUUUCAUUCCCAAGAGCCUCUUUUUUUUUCUUUUGAUACAUAAAAUUAGUCAUUGUAUAUUUUUUGUUUAACUUUUUGAAAAUAAACUUUUUGUAAGAUGUUUAGAUGUUUUCUUUCUCUUGGGUACUCCUGAAAGGAAACCAUGUAGUAAUGAUGCCUUUUUUAAAAUUCUUCAGUUUUGUUUGAUGCUACAAGUUAAAGAUAAUCAGAGAGUUCCUUUAAAUUUAAAAGUACUGUUAAACUGAAACUAUUUAGAAUAUUGGUUCUAUGGCCAUUUUGGCUUUUGUAUUCUAUUUACAUUAAUACAGGUAAAAUAAAGACACUGGACAGAG